AUGCUCAGUCGAGUUUUGUUUGCGCCUUCUCGUGCGCUUCGGCAUCAGACGGAAUCUUUGCGAUCAUUUUACUCAUGCUCAAUCCGCUUCGACUCGCUCCCGACUAAAGAUAUGCCGACAGCUACAAUGAGCCGAGGCGAAUUUGUUCGUCCUAGGGUUGCAGACCAGGCCAUGGUGUCCCGAGUUGAGACGCCUAUUGCACGUCCUAAAAUGCCAGAGGCCGUCAAGGAGUAUGGUUUUGAACAGGCUCCCAACCGCUACGAAACUUGGAGCGAAUCUCAACGACCAAAGUCUGAAGCUAUGAGGGGACCUCGAUUCGAACAGAUGGACCCAAGUUCUCAGCCGCAGAGUCUUUCCGCCAUGGAGUUAAUCAACAAUUACCCACUUCAGUUUACUCAAGAACGUGUAACUUCUUGUGAUGGUGGUGAUGGACCGCUAGGACAUCCUCGCGUGUUCAUCAACUUGGACAAGCCCGAACCCAAGCCGUGCCCAUACUGUGGUAUACGUUACCAAAAGAUCGAUCAUGACCACCAUUAA
Malassezia globosa CBS 7966 is the source of this 537-nucleotide messenger RNA. RefSeq lists its product as uncharacterized. Gene Ontology annotation, biological process: mitochondrial electron transport, NADH to ubiquinone. The transcript has 4 exons. NCBI's taxonomy places the organism in Eukaryota, Fungi, Basidiomycota, Malasseziomycetes, Malasseziales, Malasseziaceae. The record is from RefSeq and is a predicted model, not a curated record. The coding region runs from base 1 to 537 and encodes 178 amino acids.